AUGUUGUAUCAGCUACUAGUUUGCUGCGUUUGGUCGUGGUAUUUAGAAGUUUCCGCGGCUGCUAUACCAAUCAAUUAUAACAACUUUGCGGUUAUACAACCGAACACUACCAAUUUUACACAGGGAUUCCAAAAUCUCUUGCAACGAGUUCAAGUGGAAAGGAGGAUUUAUAGCUUUUUCCUGCUAAGAAACCUGCCCUCGGAUUGUGUCGACGAGCAGUUACCAUUGAAUUUCGCGUUACCAGUCCUUCAGCUGAACGAAAGCAAAACUGUGUAUGUACGCAACACUGGCAACAGCUACCUAUUAGCAGUAGUAUGCAUGAAGAGUCUUAUCAAUAAGAACUUUCUACUCAAAUUUGGUAUGGAUAUGCAACACAUACGCACGAGAAGUAUCUUGGCUAUAUACAACGAAAAUCUUGCAUCUAGUACCGAAUCUGAAAUUGUGACAUUUUUCAAAAAUUGCGAGCAGCUAAAGUUUCUAAACGUUAUACUCAUACAUCGGGAUUUCGCAACUACACACGUCUACCAUUCAUUCAACCAAUUCCCCUCUUUCGAAUUGGAAACUCGGAACAUGCGCUCCACCUCUCCCAUCUAUCCAAAUCGUCUUAAGGAUGUGGGUGGAAAGAAAUUACGUACAUUGGUUGACCAAGUUGAGCCGAUGAGCAUGUUGUUCAGGAGAAAUAAAACACUCAUUUUGGAAGGCUACAUUGGCUUCUUUCUGAAGACGUUUGCUAGGAGACACAAGUUUUCAUUAUGGUUGCCUGAGCUUUAUGAACCAACUGCAGAACAUGUGCUCUAUAUGGAGGAAAUACGCCAAGCGGCACGCAACGGUUCGAUUGAUGUAGGUGCGAGUUUAUCGACUCCUCAAAAGGAAGCAAAUUUACAUGAAUACAUCUAUCCCGUAUCGUUCUUUCAGUGGCUAACCAUGCUGCCGAUGGAGCCAACUUUGGAAAUAUUCUCCUUUUUUAUCAUGGUAUUUGAACCCCCAGUUAUAGCUACGCUCUUUACCAUUGUGUGGUUGUUAUGUGUUGUUGAUGUGAUUCAAGUAAAACUGACACUCAGAAGUUUUCGUUGGAAUCGUAAAAUGCUGUGGUUUCUUAUAAUUCCCUGGCAUUUGGAUUUGCUGCGUGGUCUUCUUUGCCAGUCCUCCUCCAUACGAUUCAACUACAUCUCUCGACGCAUCCUCUUCAUGCUAAUCUUCGCAUUAGGUGGUACCAUAAAUAGUUUCUUCUCCACGAAUUUGGUAAAUUGGUUCACAGUUCCGCCACACGAGAAACCCAUUGAGGAGUUCACACAAGUUGCUGAACGCAAUCUGAAGAUACAAGUCGCGGAACCAGAUAUAGCUGCGAUAAAAUUCUAUCGUGGUGAAGCUUUUUGGAACAAACAUAGCCAUAUUUUCAAGGUUGUGAAGACUUUUGAAGAAUAUCAGGAUAAUAUACGUAAACUGGACUCGCAAUAUGGUUACGUUAUGGCCACAAUGACAUGGCCAAUAAUUGAAGAGCGACAAAAGUAUUUUGUGCAUCCAAUAUUUCGUUUAUCGGAAAGUCUGUAUUACACAAAGGGCUCCCUACUGAGUCUACCCAUAAGUGAGAACUCGAUGUAUAAGGAUAUUUUGAGCGAUUUUUGUCUACGGUCACAAGAAUCUGGUUUAUUAAAUUUCUGGUAUAAAAAAACUUUCUUUGCGAUGGUCAAAUUAGGACGUAUUGAUCUUAAAGACCCCAGUAAUAAAUAUAAAAGCGAGAUGCUCACAUUGAAAGAGCUCGAAUGGGUGUGGCUAGCAUAUUGGGUCGGAAUAGGAUUGAGUGGAAUAUCAUUUUUACUAGAGAGGGCUUGGAAUAUACACUUACAAUAUAAUUAUUAGUAUUUUA
Anastrepha obliqua is the source of this 1867-nucleotide messenger RNA. RefSeq lists its product as uncharacterized. The record is from RefSeq and is a predicted model, not a curated record. NCBI's taxonomy places the organism in Eukaryota, Metazoa, Arthropoda, Insecta, Diptera, Tephritidae. Bases 1 to 1860 code for a protein of 619 amino acids. The transcript has a single exon.